This is a messenger RNA of Anoplophora glabripennis (Asian longhorned beetle), 925 nucleotides long. It is a transcript of the gene Taf11, whose product is annotated as transcription initiation factor TFIID subunit 11. Gene Ontology annotation, molecular function: transcription coactivator activity; protein heterodimerization activity. Gene Ontology annotation, cellular component: nucleus; transcription factor TFIID complex. The coding region runs from base 210 to 872 and encodes 220 amino acids. The record is from RefSeq and is a predicted model, not a curated record. Lineage: Eukaryota; Metazoa; Arthropoda; Insecta; Coleoptera; Cerambycidae. The transcript is spliced from 3 exons. Gene Ontology annotation, biological process: RNA polymerase II preinitiation complex assembly; transcription initiation at RNA polymerase II promoter.
UCUCCAUGCAUUAACCUAACAAUUUCAAUCUCGAUCUCAAAUAAUAUUUAAUUUUUUUACACGAGUUUGUAUGUAUUGUAUAGAUCUUGUAUUAAUCGUUAUCUACAUACAAAUUGAAAAUAAUAAUAGUAGUAACACUAGUGAUUUUGUAAAGUAACAACUAAAAGAAUAAUUAUACUAAGUAAUUUAGAAAUUUAUAAAAUACUAAAAUGGAAGGUAUUCUGAAUAAGGAAACAGAUCACAAUAACAUCCGAGCUCUAGAGCAUCUCAAAUAUGAAUUAAAUUCAACUAAUUCAGAUGAUGAACAGAUGGAUGACGAUGAGGAUUCGAAAGAUGCAGUUCUAGCUAUAGAAGAAAUAAAAGAAGAACAUCUAGGCCACGAUGAUAGUUUUUCAAUCGGAGUUGUUGAUAUUAAGGCCGAAGAUAUAUUAGAUUUAGGGUCAGACAUUAUUUUACCUCAAGCUUCACAAAGCUUAAAUUCAAGUCUUCAUAGACAAAAAAAGGAGUUAAAAUCCAGAAAAGAAUUAGAGGAAGAAGAAAGAGAGAAAAUGCAAGUUCUAGUAUCAAAUUUUACUGAAGAUCAGUUAGAUAGGUAUGAAAUGUACAGAAGAUCAGCUUUUCCAAAAGCAGCUAUUAAACGUUUAAUGCAGACGAUUGCUGGUUGUUCGGUAUCACAAAAUGUUGUCAUUGCAAUGGCUGGCAUAGCAAAAGUAUUUGUUGGUGAAGUAGUAGAGGAAGGACUAGAUGUAAUGGAGGAAUUAGGCGAUACAGGCCCCAUACAGCCAAAACAUUUGAGGGAGGCCAUUAGGAGGAUGAGACAAUAUGGUGGAAUUCCUAGUGGUAGAGAUUAUAGGUCACAUUAUAGACUUUAACGGGUUUUUAUUAAAUGGCGUACUUAUUACAUACUGUGUAUGUUGUAAAAAUG